Messenger RNA from Pygocentrus nattereri (red-bellied piranha), 2820 nucleotides. RefSeq names its product guanine nucleotide binding protein (G protein), alpha inhibiting activity polypeptide 2a (gene gnai2a). Gene Ontology annotation, biological process: adenylate cyclase-modulating G protein-coupled receptor signaling pathway; gamma-aminobutyric acid signaling pathway. NCBI's taxonomy places the organism in Eukaryota, Metazoa, Chordata, Actinopteri, Characiformes, Serrasalmidae. The record is from RefSeq and is a predicted model, not a curated record. Gene Ontology annotation, molecular function: G protein-coupled receptor binding; GTPase activity; GTP binding. Bases 733 to 1800 code for a protein of 355 amino acids. Gene Ontology annotation, cellular component: heterotrimeric G-protein complex. The transcript is spliced from 9 exons.
UGUGAGGAACUUCUCAGCUAUUCGGGUGUGGCGGUUUAAGCAAGCGGAGAGCAAAAUCAGAGCGCGGCGCCGCGGCUUUCUAACGGCGCACUAGCGGAGGGCUUUCGGACGACACUGAUUGUUAGAGAGGCGUGGAGAAGGAAACAGGACUGGAAAAUCCACACGCCGCGGCGUUUUUCCUUCCAUUUGCCUCCGUUUGGAAGCGUUGUCGAGUGAGCCGUUUCGCCCUCAGCCGGGCUCGAGCUGCAUGCGCGCGAGCGGACCGUUUGAAAUUCUUUCCCAGAAAGUGAUUUUUGGCUGUUGCUGGAUUUGUUAUGAGGUAAUUGCGGCUCUUUAGCGCUCUCUAAGCUCCGUUUGUGAUGCCAAACUACUUAAUUUCGUCAGUUUGGGAUCCUUAGAAGUAGUAGAAGUGCGAGUUUUGUCAUUUUUUCGUCUUUUUUUCUGCUUAUCUUCGUUAAGUUGUUAGCUGUAUAGUUCGCUAACGCUAAUCUCUAACCGCCGAUCUGAACGCAUUUGUAACGGUCAUUUAUUUUUCAGCCUAUAUUUCUGGGCAGAGCUUGAAGAGUUUACACAGUAAGCUAACUUUUUCCCUCAAAAAAAGGGGAAGUUAGCUCGUUCAAGCGGCCAGAGGCCCAAAACCGAACAGAACAGCGAGUAAGAGGAGGGUAAAAUCCUCGUAUUUUUCUCUGUAAACCAUCUUUGAGAACCUCCGGCGCCCUGAAGCGAGCACUCAUGGGGUGUACAGUCAGUCAGGAGGACAAAGCGGCGGCCGAAAGGUCCCGGGGUAUCGACAAAACCCUCCGAGAAGACGGAGAAAAGGCAGCGAAAGAAGUGAAACUCCUGCUGUUAGGUGCUGGAGAGUCGGGGAAGAGCACCAUUGUGAAGCAGAUGAAAAUUAUUCAUGAAGAUGGUUACUCGGAAGAUGAGUGCAAGCAGUACAGAGCUGUGGUCUUCAGCAACACCAUCCAGUCCAUCAUGGCCAUCAUCAAAGCCAUGAGCAACCUCAAGAUUGAUUAUGAGGAACCAGGCAGAGCCGACGAUGCAAGGCAGCUCUUUGCCCUGGCCGGAGCAGCGGAGGAGCAGGGUCUUCUGCCUGAGGAUCUGUCCUGCGCCAUCGCCCGACUGUGGUCCGAUGGGGGUGUCCAGAGCUGCUUUGCCCGCUCCAGAGAGUAUCAGCUCAAUGACUCCGCCGCAUACUACCUGAAUGACCUGGAGAGGAUAGCCAAGUCGGACUACAUCCCGACCCAGCACGAUGUGUUAAGGACCCGUGUGAAAACCACAGGCAUCGUAGAGACGCACUUCACCUUCAAAGAUCUCCACUUCAAGAUGUUUGAUGUCGGAGGCCAGCGCUCUGAGAGGAAGAAAUGGAUCCACUGUUUUGAGGGAGUCACUGCCAUCAUCUUCUGUGUUGCCAUGAGUGCCUAUGACCUGGUGUUGGCUGAGGAUGAGGAGAUGAACCGGAUGCAUGAGAGCAUGAAGCUGUUCGACAGCAUCUGCAACAAUAAGUGGUUCACAGAGACAUCCAUCAUCCUCUUCCUCAACAAAAAGGAUCUGUUUGAGGAGAAGAUUGCACACAGUCCUCUGACCAUCUGCUUCCCUGAGUACUCAGGUGCCAAUAAGUAUGACGAGGCAUCAGAGUACAUUCGCACCAAGUUUGAGGAUCUGAACAAGAAGAAGGACACCAAGGAGAUUUACUCCCACUUCACCUGCGCCACCGACACCAAGAACAUCCAGUUCGUCUUUGACGCUGUCACUGACGUCAUCAUCAAGAACAACCUGAGGGACUGUGGACUCUUCUAGAGAAAAGGCUGAUGUAGGGCCGAGAUUACUUGAACUGUCGUGAUGAGCAGGUGAAGGUGAGAACGCGUCCUGACUGACUGCACUGGCCGAUUAUAACUGAUUCCUGCUUCAGUCUGGUUUUGGAAAGCUGGAGAGCCGGAGAGCUCAGAGGAGCCAAACACAGAAUUUCAGCCACCCUCCCGCAGCCCACCAGCGUCUUCUCUCCCUCUGUCCCUCUGCCCCCAACAGCUCCUUUCCUAUUUGAUUUUAGACAGCAGCUCCCCACCCAUCUUGUAUUAUUAACCUCUUUGGGCUCUGACCACAAAUCGAUCGUUGUAUUAUUUUUUUUUUUCCUUGAUGUUUUUCAUUGUUUAUUUUUCUUUUUUCUUUUUUUUUUUGGAUAGUAGCAAAGGCAACAAGAAACUUUUUAUAUGAAUACUUUCAUUUUACUCAAGAAAAUCUGAUGUGCAAAUUUUUAUUAAACUUUUAAUUGCAUAAAGUGUGUUUUAUAAACAGCAGCAGAGAUAAGAUUGAAAAGGAAAGUUUUUUUUUUUAAUGUUUACAUGUCAUCAUUUAUAGUCGGACAUCAUACAUCCUGCAUGGUGGAAGACAGCAGUUAUAUAGCAUAGUAAUCUCACAAUCUUGACAUCAUAACAUUCCUUUUAAAAUGGAAAAGAAAAAAAAAAAAUACAAAAUCUAGAAAAAGAACAAAAAGAUUAGAGAAGCAGCAGAAAGCCGUGCUGAAUUGAGCUGGUAUUUAAUGUAUGUAUGUAAGAAUAGUUCCUUUCCACUCUACCCUGACCUUACUCAUUCCACCUGCUGUUGUUUUUGCAUUCUGUUUGUGUCUUGAUUUCCAUUGGACUUUGACUUUUUUUUUUCCUUCACCUCCUCUACUGUACUCAUUGUCACCAUGUAAGGAGAAAUAGUUAACUAAUGAGUCAAAAAUCUAAUUGCGUUAAAAAGGGUAGUUUUUGGUAAAGUUUAAAUGCUUUGAAAAGUCCUAUAUAAUGAUUUAAUUUAAAUAAAGUUAAGUCACUAGAA